AUGAUUGUACUUAUUGGAGUGCUCACUGUACUCGUUACAUUGUAUAGCUAUGCGGGAAUAUUGGUGUCUUGGCUGCUCUCAUUCCUCGCCAAAACCUCGAUCACUGUCGGCGGCGUUGGAUUCUUUGAGCUUCAUGAUGUCUGUGUUCGAAUCGCGAAGAGUUUGACGAUUCACGUUGAUUGUUUGUCGCUUCAACGCGACAAGGCUCAUCCGACUCGAUUUUGUGUUUUGCGAAUUGGCGAUGUGAGAAUUGAAGGCGAGCCGUUGAAAGGUCUCAAAAGGAACGAUUUCGAGAAGCGCGAGGAUAGUCGAGAGCAGAUGAAGAAGAAGAUCCAGAAUCUGGCAUGCAUUGCACAGUAUUGCGGUUUGAUUGUGAAUAGAGUACAUCUGGUAGUGCUCGAGGUGAUUCCGACAUGUAUGCUUCAUGUCACUGUCGAUGAUUUGUCGAUUGAAAUGUUUCGAAGCCGGGAUGGGUGGCAACUUGAGGCAAGCUGCAGUCUGGUUCAGGCGAAAGUUCUACGACGGAAUGCUCCCAACGGAAGCCUUCUAGCAGAAGUUUCGCUUCCUCUUCAGCUUUCAGUUGAUGUCGGAAAAUCACGAAUCAAUAAAAUCGGCAUUCAUAUAGCAUGUCCCUCAUUCACUCUAACCAAUGACAUCUUCGACAUUCUUGAGAUUAUGAUUAAAACCCCACCCGAGACGCCGGAAGACGACGAUCAAAUCGAUGAUUUUGAGUUCGUUGAAGAUGAACAACUGAUAACUGUCGAUUGGCAGCUUCAUCUUGAUGUUGACAUCGAAUCGGCUUCGUUCAAAUAUUCAGCAUUGCUUGCUAAAGAGAUUCGAUAUGUGACUCUAAAUUUCCGAAACCUGAAAAUUGGACGAGGAGAGCAGAAUUUCAAAAUGGAGCUCACUGGAUUAUGCCUAGCUGAUCAACUAACGAAAAGCGCCGUGCGGACGAGUCGGCUAAGCAUUGAUAUAUCGGAAUCCUCGAAUAUUGGUGUGAUUGAAUGCAAAGCAACAUCGGAUCAAGUCGACACGUCGUUGGCAUUUGAAGAUGCGCUCUGGUGGAAGCGCCACAUUGAUGAGAUUCAAUAUCCCAGUCGGUUUAAGUCAACAUCACAAAAAACGCCGAAAUCAUCACCUGCUCGAUUCAAUCGAAGCAUCGAAUGCGUUUUGGAGUUUGCGAGUGUUUCUUGCGAUAUUUCCGAUUUCGAAGGCGAGAAAUCGAGAUUGAGUGUCGGAUUUCUCAGCUUUCAAAAAACUGGUCACACCUUUGAAAUUGGCAUUGAGGAGCUGUGUUUCGGCGAAACGGCAUCGAAUCCAUCAUUCGAAUACCACAAAUGGGGCCAAUCGAUUUUCGUCGGUGCCAGUCUGGUGCAAUGGACGGAAAUGGCGAACAAUCUUCAAUUCACCGUUGGCUGUGAUGAUGUGAAAUUAGAAUGGUCCGAUCGAUUAUCAAGACAAAUCCAUGGCAUCAUGUCGAUUCUCACUGGAGGAUCCAGUGAGAUUCAAAAUCAAAAACGAAGGAUUGGAUUGCGAGUUACAACUAAUCGGAUUGGCGUGAUCAUAGUAGCCCGCGACACAUCAUUCGCUGCCGCGUGCUGCGCGAAACUUGAUGCCUAUUCGGCGGACAUCAAAUCGGAAAUAUCGUUGGCGGCGAACGCGCUCAGAUGCGCUGUUGGAACUCGAACUGAAAUGGAGAUGAUGUCGAUGCGAGAGGUGUUCGAAGCUCGACGGACGCGAUUGAUUAGUGCCAAGGAACGAGAAGCAUCGCCAUCGAGACGAUGGGAUCAGGCGGAUCGAGAAGCUGCUGAUCGAGCGGCUAGGGAAGCAUGCGAUUCCGACAUUAAUCCGAAGUUGUGUUUGUCGACGGAUAAUAUUAGCAUACUGAUUGACCGCAAGUCAACAGUGAUCGAUGCGAUAUCUGUUGAUGUUCCGACGAGCUUCUAUCUGUCGUGGUCGCCUCAUCUCCACCUCAUUCUACUCCAUACACUACGGUCAGCUAAAAGAGCAUUCGCUGUCAAACGAUCACAGACAGUUCGAAAAGUUCCCCGAAAAAGGCACUUCUUCGUUUUUGCUCAAAAUCGAGUCGAAGUGCAGCUUGAACUAGCUAGGGACCAUCGAAUGCUCUGGAGAGGCGAGACAUUUCAUUUUGAAAGAAUUGAGGGGCAGACGACAGCGAGAACAGCUCUUCUUGAGAUUUUGUUCAAUGCUAGCCGAAUUGUUACCGUUGAUAAUGCGUUGAUCGCUAUUCGACCACAUGACGACUAUCUGACUGUGUGUAGGAAUGCGUUCGGGAAUCUUGGAGCACAGACGAACAAAACUUGGACAUGGGCGGCCGAUAAAUUCGAAUUUCGAUUGCCGUUCGAGUUCAAUUUUGCUCAAUCCUUCGAAGAAUUUCUCAAUAUUAUCAAAUGGAUCAAAUUGGUUCAUGAUAUUCAAAAGAAGCCGUUCACUGCUGAAUCGCCGCUUCCCAGCGAUGUUCGAAUUGAAUUCAAGGAAGUCAUUCUUCAACUCGAUGAUGAUGACUUCGAGAAUCGAUUGAAAUCGAGCUACGAGCUCAAAGAGGAUGAGGUUUAUGAAAUUGAGCGUCGAAAUCAGAUUCUUGAAGAACGACUGAUGAACUUGAAAAAAUCGGUUCCACUUAUUCCAAAAGAAAUGAUGGAUCAACUCACUUCAACCCUUACCCAGAAGAACAGUGAGAUUUACAUUGAGCGUUGGAAUAAAUCUGAUUUCACUGCGAGACCAUUGUUCUUUUCGAGAUGGACGGGCUGGAGAAUGCGCGCAUUUGCUGAUCAGACGCUUCAUGGCACCGAGAAAUGCUUGAAAUUGAUGAAAAUGUUCGAUCCGCUAAGCACAUUGUAUGAAAAUAUGCAAUUUUCGACAUUAUGGGCUCGCGCUGUUGAAUUUGAUGUGGAUGAGUGGACGGUGACAUUCAAGGAUUACCCAAUGAAAUAUUUGGAUAUUCACGAUCUUCACUUUUUCGGAACAUUAGUUGGAGCGGAAGCAAUUCCGGAUGAUGGCCGCUCGAUAAGGGAAAGCGAUAUUCCGGUUCCUGAGCCUUGGGAAACAUUGACGGUCAAACGAAAUAUGAUGCCGUUGAAGUAUUAUUAUGAUAUGCAAUGCGCAAGUCAGAAUUUCACGUGUACGUACGGGCCUUGUUGGGAGCCGUGCCUUUCGAUGAUAUCCCUAAUGUGGAACAAUAUAUCGGCGCCCUCGAAGGAUCCGUCCCCUCCAAUGCCUUUCUGGGACAAAAUGCGUUUCAUUCUUCAUGGAAAAUUGUUGUGGUCGAGCGAGAAGUUUGUGACGACGAUGCUUGCUUCGAACGAUCCCUACAACGAAACGGAAACGGUGGAAAUGUUUUGGGAUGAUUUUGGGCUUGAUUGGGCACUUGGAGAGAUUCGCAUCAAAUCGGGACUGCGCUGCUUCCUUCGAACCGCGUCGAGAUAUGAUGAUUCGCAGGUUCUGACACUUCCUGAUGUUCGUUUGAAGAUUUUACUCGGUUGGGAAUGUGCUGGUGAUCCUCACGAUCAUCAUUCGAUUGUUCUCUGCUCACCACAAAGACUUCCACAUUACUCAUCGCUCGAUGAGCAUGACACCUAUCGAUCGUUCCGAUCGCAAUGCGUGAAUGUCACUCUCAAUUUUGAUGUCUCAUCGGGCUCGUGCACUUCUGUCGACAAAAUGCCGAACGUUCUACUUUUUUCGAACACAUUCCGAUUCAUCGAGCAAUUUUUGAAAUCAUUAACCAUGAAAAACCGAAAUGUCCGUCGCGGAAAGGUUUUCGGCAAUAAAGUGCUCAUCAAACCGCAGCUCAGUAAACAUUUUGGGAAGCUUCAAGUUUCCGUGUCACUUCCCAAAGUGCUUGUGACUUAUUGGAUGUCGCACUCAUCGCCAUUCGGAUUCCGAUUGUUCUCGGAUGGAUUGCAACUGACCGCCUCAUUCCGACAAACGGUUCAGCAUUCGUCGGUGAAUCGUGAAAUGAAUGUGCAACGGCGAAAGGUGUACACAUGGAGCACUCAUCACAUGACAUGCACCUGGUGGGCUACACAGGUUCACGUUUAUGGGAACGGCAGUAGGCCACCGUCUGAUGGGAUGCCGUCGGAAGACACGUUCUUGAUGGGAUUCAGUCGGGUUCAAUAUGCGCGAGAAACAUAUCCCGGAAAGGAGAUUCCGCUACACAAAGUUGCCGCUUAUGACCUCAAAAUGUCGUGGACGUCGGAAAAUCGAAACGCGUGUCUGACGAUUGCUGACGGCGUUCAUCGGGCCCAUAUGCUGCGAAGGAUAUUGAGUAACGAUGCGGUCAAAAAGCUCAAUGUGCAUUUGGAAAAGGAGGAUGUGGAAUCGGGAAAGAAGAAGAAAUCACUGGCGGCAGAGGACAUCAGCAAAACACAUCGAAGAGGGUACAGUGUGAGCGAUGCGAAUCCUUGGAUGCUCAAUCAGCUCAUUGAUGAAGUUGGCACAAAACUUGUUGCUCAUUGCGAGCAGGCUUCUGAUGUUCCCAUUGAUUCUCUUGUCGGCGUACAGCAAUCAACUUCAGACGAUGUCCGACUUCUCAAUUGGCAAAUUGAUUUAUUCAAUAGUCAACUUGUUCUCAAAGGAUGUCAACGUGACGGAUUCCUUCUCGUCUGUGCUGCAAAAGCGCAACUUUUACAGAAUAUCCACCGAAGUGUGUGGAAAGCGGGUCUUUUGCUGAGUAAGAAGUCUUGGAGCGCAUUGCUCUCCGGCAUGCAGUAUUUUGCACCGAUCUCGAUGACCGGUGAUAACAAACAGAAAUUCCAAUGGCUUCCGCGGGAAAUCAUCGAAGAGAAAUCGCAAGAUGCUUCGGGAUUCGCUGAUGAUUUUGUGCAAAAGUUCUCGGCGACUGGCGAAGCUGUUGGAGGUGUUGUGCAGCCGGAAGCCAAUUUCGGCGAAAGAACUCAAUUGCAGCGGAUUGUUUCACGAUGUAGCUGCCAAAUCUACUUUUGCUACUUCUCUGAUGAGCUCAAAACGGAUUCAAGCGAAGAUAUUUCUGUGCCGCCGCAAGCCGAAGAGAAAGAUCAGGGUCCAGGGGGUGGCGACGAGAUUGGUAUUGAUGUUCUGACGCUGAAACACAACAUGUUGGAAGCGACGAGUAAUUCGGAGCAAUACGAAAUGGUCGUCGACAUCGUCAACAAUCUGGUUUUGUUCGUUGAUCCGUUGAAGAAAGAGCUCGGCGAACGGCGAAGAAGGCUUCGAUUUGAAUCGCAAAUGAUUGAUAUGCAAGAAUUGAGAGCGAAAAUCAUGAGAUAUCAGUCGGAUCUUCGUGAAAUCGUCUCGUUGGGUAGAUACCUGGAACGACAGCUAUUCUAUCUCCAUCAAGGUGAACACGACAAAGUGGAAUCAGAGUUUGGAACGAUCGCUGAACGACAGGAGCAGUUUGAGACGGAAGCGGAAGAGACGAAACAGAAAAUGCUGAUUGUUUCGGAGAAGCUCGCUACCUAUAUUAGUUGUUACAAACAACGACAAGUCAAUCGAACUCAUAAUCGAGGGGAGAAUCGAAAACGAGAUGAUUCGGUGAUUCGGCGAUUCGAAGUGUGUUUCGAGGAUUGCACUUGGAAACUGACUGAGAGUGACGGGCAGAUUGCGCUUGCACAGACGCAGAUACGCAACUUUUUGUACACAAGAACAGUUCGAUCGGAGAAUUGCGGAGAUCAUUUAUUCGAAGUUGGAAGCAUUCGGGUCACCAAUUUACUACCCGAUACGAUUUAUAAGCAUGCGCUGCAUAGAGAUGAUUCUCGACAUGUGCGACAACCAGCAAUUCGACUAUUCAUGCGAGACUUGCCACCGGUUGGCGGAAUUUGUGUCAAAGAGCAUUUCGAGCUGAACAUCGCUCCGAUGGUUGCUGAAAUCACUCAUAGGCUAUUCGACAAAAUGAUGCGCUUCUUCUUCCCUGGACGCAAUAUUCAUACGAAUGAGAACUUGGAAAAUGAAAUGGAGACAUCGGUAACAUUCUCGUUUACUAGGCGAAUUGCGAGCUCGUUGAGUAUGAAGAAUAGCAAAAGCUCAUCGGAGAAGCUUGUCGCGAAGAAGCAUUUCGAAAAAGAUGAUAUUGAUCGAAUGAAGGAAAGAGCUGAUCAAGUCAAUCAUUUCAUGUAUAUUAAAAUUCCCGAAGUGUCAUUUGUAGUGUCUUAUAAGGGUAACAAGGAUAAAAACCUGAUCGAUGUCCAUAAAUUCAACUUCAUUUUCCCGUUGUGCGAAUUCCACGAGCAAAAUUGGACAUGGCUCGAUUUGGCGCUGGCGGUGAAACAGCGGUGUAAACGCGUCCUCGUGCAGCAGUUUAUGAGGCAAAAACUGCUGCGUAAUCGCAUUUCGAAUUUUGCGAUCGAGCCGCCGCCGCAAGGCGUCAGCGAAGAGGAGAAGAAGCGGAUCGCGGUUGGCGUGAUGAAGUUCCUUAUUCCGGCCCUCUUCUUGGUGGCCGCUGUCUUCGCUCAAGACGAUGAAUCCCCAAAGGGACCAAAAGUCACCGAUAAGGUCUUCUUCGAUAUCGAGAUCGGGGGAAAACCAAUCGGACGUAUCGUCAUCGGAUUGUUUGGAAAGACUGUUCCAAAGACCGCCACCAACUUCAUCGAGCUUGCUAAGAAACCAAAGGGAGAAGGAUACACCGGAAGCAAAUUCCAUCGUGUUAUCGAAUCCUUUAUGAUCCAAGGAGGAGACUUCACCCGCGGAGAUGGAACCGGUGGUCGCUCCAUCUAUGGAGAGAAGUUCGCUGACGAGAACUUCAAGCUGAAGCACUACGGAGCCGGAUGGUUGUCGAUGGCCAACGCUGGAAAGGACACCAAUGGAUCGCAAUUCUUCAUCACCACCGUCAAGACCCCAUGGCUCGACGGAAGACACGUCGUUUUCGGAAAGGUUCUCGAGGGAAUGGACGUUGUCCGCGCCAUUGAGAAAACCGAGAAGUUGCCAGGAGACCGUCCAAAGAACGACGUUGUCAUCGCUGCCGCCGGACAUAUUCCAGUCGACACCCCAUUCGCUGUUGAGAAGGAGGGAGUCGUCUAA
This is a messenger RNA of Caenorhabditis bovis, 7011 nucleotides long. The record is from the annotation of a GenBank genome assembly. Lineage: Eukaryota; Metazoa; Nematoda; Chromadorea; Rhabditida; Rhabditidae.